UCUCCGUCUAUGGGAAGAUUUGAGACGGGUCGGGAAGAGGCUUUGCGGGGGCCUGAUGCUAAAAACUAUCGGUGCUAACCUCGGCCCAGGCAGACUUCUGGCCAACUGGCGUCGCUCGAGGCCUCGUACUAGAAAUCCUGCAGGUGAAGAAACAUUCGUGGUGAAGUGCUGAUACAGAGGGUGUGCUGGCUGACUUGUUUGACUGCUGAGUUACGCCCUUAGGUGACAAAUUGUGAUUCUGUCACCUUUGUAAAAAUAAUUUUCCUAUAUAAAUCAAAUAUUCUUGUUAUGUUCACACCGUUUAGAAUAGAGAUGAUUACCCUCUGUCAUUUUUUUUCGGUUUUUCAUGUAAGAGUAAAAUCGUGCAAAUGGCAUUGGAAACUACUGUAGUGAAGUAUGAGGCAUUCUGUUGUUUCGUCAAAUCGUGAAGUGCAAGUACUGAUUUUAGGACAUGAGUUAACUACGGCAUUCAUGUCAUCUUUUAUGUCUCAAAACCAAACAUCAUUCUCUUUUUCUGGGGUAUUCUCGACAGCUUCUGUGCCACAGACAGAAUUCGAACACGAGGGCUCCAAAAUCGAUCACAGCUUCCAUGACAUUCCCUCAACAGAUUCAAGCUGGUCGUCAAACACACUAAAAGCAAAAUCACAAACAAAGUUAGAAGAAAUCAACCCGUCCAUGGCUUCAUUGAGUCUCACAAUGACUCCUUUUGGUGUACUGUUACCAGUUUGUCUCCUGGCAGUUUUUCUUUCAUGUGUUGUUUGCGUCUACCACUGGCACGGCGUCAGAGAACGAAGAUUAGACUUAGAAGACGAACGAAAGAGAAGAAGUCGGAUCGUCUCAGAUUUUGACGCUGGCUGUGGUUUGAGAACUUUCAAGCCUGCUGAUAAGAAAGUUCGAAUGUACCCAUGGAAGUCCACAAGAAUUCAAGACUUGCCUGACAUCAAUAACAACGAUGGAUUUGAGAUUCCCUACUAUCUAGGUGCGAGCAGCAAAGCAGGCUGUUACCAUGUUCACGGUCGCCGUCGUCCAGCAAUGGGUCACAUUUCAGAGCCUUACGAGAGGCCUGCAUUGAAAAGGAACCUCAUUCAUAAUAACACUACCGUAUCCACUCGGGAGCUAUCAGAAACUGAUUUCAGUUUAAAGCUCCCAUCAUCAUGGUCUGCAGACACUCAAACCAAUAGCUGCGUAGUGGCUUCCAUAAAGAAUGAAAAAACUGGAUUGGAUGAUGACUGUUACGUCACUGGCAUACGAGAAGAAGUUAUUCGUUUGACGCACGUUGAUCUGGAGGGACAAGUAGUGGUGCAAACAGUUAAUGACACUCCAACCAGUAGCUGCGUUGUGGCUUCCAUGGAUGAUGACUGUCACGUCACUGGCAUACGAGAAGAAGUUAUUCAUUUGACGCACUUUGAUCUGGAUGGACAAGUAGUGGUGCAAACAGUUAAUGGUUCCUUGUUGGAAUACUGGGUGUAAAGUUAACAGCAAAUAAUGCGACAAUCCAGCCCUGAUAAA
Molecule: messenger RNA, 1509 nt
Organism: Pocillopora damicornis (cauliflower coral)
Lineage: Eukaryota; Metazoa; Cnidaria; Anthozoa; Scleractinia; Pocilloporidae
Source: RefSeq, a predicted model, not a curated record